AUGAAGUACUUGAGCACGCGCGGCGGCGCUGAGCGGCUCACGCUCGAGGAGGCUGUGCUGCAGGGCCUGGCCCCGAAUGGGGGUCUGUAUGUGCCCGAGUCGAUCCCGGCGCUCCCGGCCGACUGGGCGACGGCCUGGCAGGACGCCCCGUUCACGGAGCUCUCGUUCCAGCUGCUCUCGCUGUUUGUGCCGCCGACCGAGGCGGAGGGCGGUAUUCCGCCCGAGGACCUGCGUGCGCUGAUCCACAAGUCGUACGCGUCCUUCCGCCACGAGGAGGUGACGCCGCUGCACCGCGUGUCCGAGCACGAGUGGUGCCUCGAGCUGUGGCACGGCCCGACGUUUGCGUUCAAGGACGUGGCGCUUCAGCUGCUUGGCCACCUGUUCGAGUACUUCCUCACGCGCCGCAACGCGCGGAGCAGCGGCGCGCCGCACACGCUCACGGUCGUCGGCGCCACGAGCGGCGACACGGGCAGCGCCGCCAUCGCGGGCCUGCGCGCCAAGGCCAACAUCCACGUCUUUAUCCUGCACCCCCAGGGCCGCGUGUCGCCGAUCCAGGAGGCGCAGAUGACGACUGUGCUCGACGACAACGUGCACAACCUCGCGGUCCCCGGCACCUUUGACGACUGCCAGGCCAUCGUCAAGGCGCUCUUCUCCGACAAGGCCUUCAACGACGCGCACCACCUCGGCGCCAUCAACAGCAUAAACUGGGCGCGCAUCCUCUCGCAGAUCGUCUACUACUUUGCGGCGUACUUUGCGCUGCGCCGCGCACACCCCCACGUCGACGCCUCGCGCGUGCAGAUCGUCGUGCCCACCGGCAACUUUGGCGACGUGCUCGCGGGCUACUACGCCAAGCGCCUCGGCCUCCCGAUGGAGCGCCUCGUCGUGGCCACGAACGAGAACGACAUCCUCCAGCGCUUCUGGGCAACAGGCCGCUACGAGAAGGACCCGACAGCGAGCGACGUGCGCGCGACGCUCAGCCCCGCGAUGGACAUCCAGGUGUCGUCCAACUUCGAGCGCCUCCUCUGGUACCUCGCGUACGAGACCGCGCCAGGCCCCGACAGGGCCGCCGACGCCGGCAGCCAGGUCGCCGCAUGGAUGCAGCAGCUCGCGUCGACCGGCGCCAUCGCCGUGAGCGAGGCACAGCAUGCGAUCGCAUGCCGCGACUUCCGCGCCGAGCGUGUGUCGGACGACGAGACGCGCGCUACGAUCCUGCGCUACUACAGCGGCACCAGCGACCGCGCGGCGUACCUCAUGGACCCGCACACGGCCGUCGCCUUCGAGGCCGCGAACCGCGUCGCCACGGGCCACCCGCAGAUCAUCCUCUCGACGGCGCACCCCGCCAAGUUCUCCGACGCGGUCGUCUCGUCCAUCGCGCCUGCGUCCAGUGAGCAGGAGGCCGCGGCCUUCUUCCACUCGCGCGUGCUGCCCAAGGAAAUGCACGGGCUCCUCGACAAGCCGCGCCGCGUAACGCACGUCGACGCCGCGCAGGGGCCCGACAAGCUCGCCGCGCUCGUCGCGCGCACCAAGGAGAUCAUCGAGCGCGACGGCUUCCAGGCCUAG
Messenger RNA from Malassezia sympodialis ATCC 42132, 1560 nucleotides. It is a transcript of the gene THR4, whose product is annotated as threonine synthase THR4. Lineage: Eukaryota; Fungi; Basidiomycota; Malasseziomycetes; Malasseziales; Malasseziaceae. Gene Ontology annotation, molecular function: threonine synthase activity. The record is from RefSeq and is a predicted model, not a curated record. Gene Ontology annotation, biological process: L-threonine biosynthetic process.